AUGCUACACUCUGGGAUCAUCCAGUUCAGUAGCAGCCCCUUUGCUUCACCAGUGCUGCUAGUCAAGAAAAAGGAUGGAUCAUGGAGGUUUUGUGUGGACUACAGACAGCUAAAUGACCUGACAGUGAAAAACAAGUUCCCUAUGCCCCUUAUUCAUGAACUGCUGGAUGAAUUGCAUGGUUCCAACCAUACACUGGAGGAACAUGUCCAGCAUGCUACUGAACUCUUUGAAAUCCUAAGGCAACACCAACUCUAUGCUAAGGAGAGCAAGUGCUCCUUUGCUCAGAAGCAGGUGGAAUAUCUAGGCCAUAUCAUCUCAGCAGAUGGAGUGAGAGCUGACCCCAGAAAGAUUGACAACAUGAUGCAGUGGCCAAGACCAAGGAACACCAAACAGCUGAAGGGAUUCCUAGGACUGACAGGGUACUACAGAAAAUUUGCCAAGGGAUAUGGUGCUAUUGCCAAACCCCUAACCACCCACCUCAAGAAGGAUGGAUUCCACUGGGAAGAGGAGGCUGAGGAUGCUUUUCAGAAACUUAAAAUAGCUAUGUGCAGCACCCCUGUACUAGCUCUUCCAGACUUCACUCAAUCCUUUAUAGUAGAAACUGAUGCCUGCUAUGGGGGAAUAGGAGCUGUACUAAUGCAGAAUAAGAGACCAUUGGCCUUUCUUAAUUAA
Messenger RNA from Coffea arabica (coffee), 672 nucleotides. RefSeq lists its product as uncharacterized. The record is from RefSeq and is a predicted model, not a curated record. NCBI's taxonomy places the organism in Eukaryota, Viridiplantae, Streptophyta, Magnoliopsida, Gentianales, Rubiaceae.